AUGGAGAAGAAAAAGACGCGGAUGAGCAACCCCUGUGACGGCUGCUCCCUGCGGCGGGUACGUUGCAGCGGCGGCCGUCCAUGUGGAGAGUGCCGGAAACGCUCUCUGGAUUGCACCUUUAUGCGAGUUCCUCGAAAAAGGGGACCCAAGGGACCGCGUGUGAGCACAUCCAACAGAGUCGCGCAGUACCAGGAACAGAUCCGUCAAGACCAAGCAUCUGACCCCGGCCCCGAGAGCCCGGACACGGGGCUGGGCCGCUCACCGCAAUCGCCGGUCUCGAACUUCGCCGACGAACAGAUCCGCCAGCGUCGACCGCCGUCCCAUUCGAGUAUGGACGACGGCGCCUUGGACCCCUUGUUGAAUGGCUUCGACCCCGGAUGCCCCCAGCUGCCGCUGUGGCUCUACAUCGAAUACCUGGAAAAGUUCAGGGACAGCCUCACUCCCGUCUGGCCCAUCGUCGACAUCGACUCCCUCGUGGGGCGGCUCAAAAAGCAGUCCCCGGACGACUACGAGGCCUUCGCCCUGGCGGGCGCCGUAUGCGCAACCGUCAUCGCCCAGCUCCGCCUCUCCCAGCUCCGCCUCCCCAAGCAGCAGAGGUCCACGUCGGACAUCAGCGUUGUCGCCGAGACCUUUGCGCGGCACGCGCAGCACCUGCGCGACCAGCACAGCUACCGCGAGAGCGAGUCGACCGACUCCCUCCUCACGGCCUUCUUCCUGCACGUCUACUUCGCCAACACGGAGAGGAUCCGGGCCGGCGCGAUGUACCUGCACGAGGCGAUCGCCCAGCUGUCUCUGCAGAGGCUGCACCAGCCCGAGACGUUCGACCACCUCCCGGAGGAGCAGAGGGAGUUGAUGCUGCGGAUAUUCUGGCUCGUUUUUGUCACUGAAAGAACAUUCUGUGUUCAAAACGGCUUCCCGACUUGCCUCUCCCCCAUACGAGCGUGGCCUUCCGAGAGGUAUCAAGUAUUCGGCCUGGGCGGUUUGGACCCGUCCUUUCAGCUGCUCUCCCGGCUGUUCACCCUGCUCGACGACAACCUGCUGAUGCCAGGAGAGAGGCUGGUCCCAAAGUCCGGCCCUCGCACCCCGGGCAGCCUGUACCAAGGGUUGUCGACCAUGGCCGAAGGCCCCGUGUCGGUAAUCGGGCCCACGCUCCCGGAGAUACAGCGAGUCAACGUCACCAUCACGUGGCACUGGAUCCGGAUCCUAUGGUGGCAGUACGCCCUGCAGCACUGUCGCAUGUCGAGCAGCAUGGAUGACACCAUGCUGUCGAUGCUGGGGCCCGCCUCGGUUGCCCAUCAGACCGUGCAACUAUUUGCGUCAGUGUCUCAUCAGGCGAUCCGGACGCAUGGAUAUGGGAUGGAGCUCAAGAUCUUUCGGAUUGCGGAUUCCUUGGUGGACCUGCUGGCAUGCAACCCGCGGCUUCUCAGCUCCGGGAGCGGUAUGCUCCUGGGGGCGAGAGACACCUUGCACGCUCUCGAAAAUGCCCUGGUUCUGGUGGGAGGCAAAGGAUCUCUGUUCUACAAGAAGCUUCAGCUUUGCAUGGCCGAAGUCCGGCUCCCGGUGGCUGACGUCCGAGCCUUGCCUUAUGAACGAGAGAUUACUUUGGAAGACGAGGCGUAG
Colletotrichum higginsianum IMI 349063 is the source of this 1620-nucleotide messenger RNA. RefSeq names its product AflYd/sugR/sugar regulator. Lineage: Eukaryota; Fungi; Ascomycota; Sordariomycetes; Glomerellales; Glomerellaceae. Gene Ontology annotation, biological process: DNA-templated transcription; regulation of DNA-templated transcription. The coding region runs from base 1 to 1620 and encodes 539 amino acids. The transcript has 3 exons. The record is from RefSeq and is a predicted model, not a curated record. Gene Ontology annotation, molecular function: zinc ion binding; DNA binding; DNA-binding transcription factor activity, RNA polymerase II-specific.